GCUUGCGAGGGACUGGCCGCCCUCACAGCAAGAUGUACUGGAGAGGAGACAGGGUUAUCUGAGUUAAGCUGGUCGGCAUGCUGCGGAGUGGGCUGGAGGAGUGAAUUUUAGUUUCUUUUACGGGGAAGAGCGAAUGUCACAGGCGGAUAUCGUUGGGAAAUGAGUAACAGGAUGGAGGGUUCGGCGGGACAAGGUGGCCGGGCGAAUGGACCCGUCGCAGCGCCCAGCACCCCGGUGAGCUCCUCCAUAGGCCCACCUCUGUCACCAGAAGAGCUGGAAGAAGAUCCACAGUCGUCUCUGACAGAUGUCACCCAGAUGUGGAUUAAAUUUGGCAAGACUUUCGCCAUCAUCUUCCCGAUCUACGUCUUGGGGUACUUUGAGUUCAGCUUUAGUUGGGUUCUGAUUGGACUGGCCAUGUUGUUUUAUUGGAGGAAAAACCAUGGCAAUAAAGACUACAGGAUAAACCGUGCCUUAGCAUUCCUGGACCAUGAGGAGAGAGCAGUAAAGCAACAUGUGCCCACUUCUGAGCUGCCACCAUGGGUCCAUUAUCCAGAUGUGGAGAGAGUUGAGUGGCUGAAUAAGACGGUGAAGCAGAUGUGGCCCUUCAUCUGCCAAUUUGUGGACAAGCUGUUCAGAGAGACCAUCGAGCCGGCGGUGAAGGGCGCCAACCCUCAUCUCAGCACCUUCUGCUUCACCAAGAUCGACAUGGGCGACAAGCCGCUGAGAGUGAACGGGGUGAAAGUUUACACAGAGAAUGUGGACAAGCGGCAGGUCAUCAUGGACCUGCAGAUCAGCUUUGUCGGGAAUACAGCGAUUGACGUGGACAUCAAGAAAUAUUAUUGCAGAGCUGGAAUCAAAAGUAUACAGCUUCAUGGGACGAUGAGAGUGGUGAUGGAGCCUCUGCUGGGGGACAUGCCUCUGAUUGGAGCCCUGUCCGUCUUUUUCCUCAAGAAACCAUUGCUGGACAUCAAUUGGACAGGACUCACAAACAUGCUGGACAUUCCUGGUGUCAAUGGUUUGUGUGACAACAUCAUCCAGGACAUCAUUUACAGCUUCGUGGUCCUGCCCAACCGCAUCACCAUCCCUCUGGUGGGAGAGACCCAGCUGGCCCAGCUACGCUUCCCCAUGCCCAAGGGCGUCCUGAGGAUCCACUUCAUCGAGGCCCAGGACCUGCUGGGUAAAGACAAGUUCCUAGGGGGGCUCAUUAAAGGCAAGUCAGACCCGUACGGAGUCAUCCAGGUCGGGACCCAGCUCUUCCAGAGCAAAGUCAUCCACGAGACCGUCCACCCGAAAUGGAACGAAGUGUACGAGGCGUUGGUGUACGAAAACACAGGACAGAAUGUUGAGAUUGAGCUGUUUGAUGAAGACACUGACAAAGACGACUACCUGGGAAGCCUGAUGAUCGACAUGGCUGAGCUCCAGAAGGAACAGAAGGUCGAUGAGUGGUUUGUGAUGGACGACGUGGCUACAGGGAAGCUGCACCUCAAACUGGAGUGGUUGUCUCUGCUGCCCACACCUGAGAAGCUGGACCAGGCACUGAUGAGCAUCAAAGCUGAUCGCGGUCAAGCCAACGACGGCCUGUCGUCUGCGCUGCUGGUCGUCUUUCUGGAUUCAGCCAGAAACCUGCCGCGCAAUCCGUUAGAGUUCAACCAAGCGGGGCUGAAGAAGGCCUCGAUCAGUAAGGCCAUCAAGUCUGGUAAGAAAGUGACAAGCGAUCCCAGUCCGUUUGUCCAGUUCACAGUGGGACACAAGUCCUACGAGAGCAAGACCAGAUAUAAAACCAAUGAACCGGUGUGGGAGGAAGCUUUCACCUUCCUCAUCCACAACCCCAAAAGCCAAGAGUUGGAGGUUGAGGUGAAAGAUGAGAAACACGAGUGUUCGUUGGGGACGUUAACGCUGCCUCUGAGUCACCUGCUGGAGGCCGAGGACAUGACGCUGAACCAGCGCUUCCCCCUGAAGAACUCUGGACCGAGCUGCACCCUCAAAAUGAAGAUGGCUCUGCGGGUGCUGUGUUUGGAUAAGACCACUUCCUCAUCCUCAGACUCCACCCCGUCCUCCGUGCAGGUCCGCAAAAACAGCUCUGCCAGCCAAACCCCUCGGCCCUCCGUCUCCUCUGACUCCCCUGCGCCUACUUCCUCCACCUCCGACAUCCCGCGCUCUUCCUCUGUGUCGGCCCAGGACCUGCUGAACCGCCAGAGGGAGGCCGACGACCCCUUUAGGUCUCCGGGGAGGUCAGACUUGGGGCAGGGGGGAGGAAGAGGAGGAGGUCUGGCUGAGACAGGGAGGAGCACCUCCAACCUGGCCAUCUCUGGUUCCCAGCAGUACCUGGCUGGAGGCAAAGAACCGACGCCCAGCAUCGCCUCGGACAUCUCCAACCCCUACGCUGCUCAGGAGCUGCAGCAGAGACUCCAGCAACUGCAAAAUGGUUCAGGCCCGAGUCAUUUCCCGCUGGGUGAGGUCCAGCUGACCGUCAGACACAGCUCCCAGAGGAACAAACUCAUCGUGGUCGUUCACGGCUGCAGGAAUCUGAUAGCGUUCACUGACCACGGCUCAGAUCCGUAUGUCCGCCUCUACCUGCUCCCUGACAAACGGCGGUCAGGCAGGAGGAAAACUCACACGUUCAAGAAAACCCUCAACCCAGUUUACGAUCAGACGUUUGAGUUCAGUGUUUCCCUCGUGGAGCUCCACAGGCGGACUCUGGAUGUCGCAGUGAAGAACGGUGGAGGUCUGCUCUCCAAACACAAAGGCCUUCUGGGAAAGGUUCUGGUGGAUUUGACCCAUGAGGACAUCAGUAAGGGUUGGACACAAUGGUAUGAGCUGAGUGAAGAUGGCAUGACGAAGCCUCACCAACUCUAGACGGCAACCACAGGAACCAUCAUCAUCAUCAUCAUCAUUAUCAUCACUACCAUCAUAACUCUGCACCUCCUUUUAUUUUCCUCAUGACUUGUAAGUGUACAAAAGGAAACAGAAAAGCAGCUUUUGACAUUCAUUUAAUCACAUCAGUCGCAAGGCAAACCUCCCCUUUAAGAAGUGAAAGGCUGAUAGACUAAAGGGAGUAUACAACAAGCAGAAUACUAUAUAUGACAUAAUGUACUGCUGUGGAAGUCUAUAUUCCAUAUUUAUAGGAGAAACUAUAACAGAUGUAGAGGAAGACAAUCUAUUUUUUUGCAGUUUCCUGCCUGGAGUUUUACUUAAGAAAGAGCAAUGUACAAGUUUGUAAAUAUAAACAAUGAUGCUGGACAAAACAGACGGCAUAUUCUAGAGAUAAGAGAGAGGCGUGGUCUCUUAUUUGGCCAAAUGAUUGUUUGUAAUUUUAUUUGAUUGAAUUUUUUUUAAAGUGAAAAACAUUCUGGACAAAGUUUCUGAAGCGGAGCAGGCGGGCGGUCGCAGGGAAAGACGCCACCAAAGAGACGAGAAGUAUUUCAUUUUUCGCCCUUGUGCGUUUUUGGUCACGCAGCUUUACCUUGGCUUUAUUCCACUGUAAAAAAUAUGUGUAUUAACCAAUUGAAAAGAACACUAAUUAGAAAAAUAUUGUGUCAAACGUGAUACAAUUACGAGUUUGUUUAGUUCUUUUCCUUCUGUUAAUACACCUGCGGUUCCACUGAAAUAAGGCCAUUGUUAAGAGUGACCUGUUUUUUUUUAAACUGAAUAUUUGCACAUCUCUAUGUUUGGGGAUCAUUUUGACUUUCUAAAUUCCUCUAGGAGAAGAAAAAGUCUGUUUUAGCAAGUAGUUCUUAUUUUAAGUUUAAAUAUUUAUGAUUUAAAAAUAAAGUAUCAAGUCUUCUAAAGGAAAAGUUUGACAUUUUGGCUUUCACCAUAUUACAGAGACUUAGACGAGAAGAUGACAGCUUCAUGUGUGUUAGUUAAAUAUGAAGCCACAGGCAGGAGAUGGUUAGCUUAGCUUAGCAUAAAGACUUGAAACAGGAGGAAACAUCUGGCCUGGAGGUAACGCAGCCUGCCAUUCAGCACCUCUAAAACUCACUGACUUAUGAGAUAUAUCUUGUUAGUUUAAUUUGUACAAAAAAAGUGGUUCAACAUAUUGUUAGUGAGAUUUAGAUGUGUUUGUUGGUGGAUUUUACCUUCAGAGUAAAGCUAGCUGUUUGCCUCAGUCUUUAUGCUAUGCUAAGCUAGCCUGUUGCUGCUGACUUGAGAGUGCUAUUGAUCUACUUAUCUUAUUUAAACUACUUUGAAAGAAAAGAAAAAUAAUUGUAUCUGCCAAAAUGUGGAACUAGUCCUUUAAGGUAAAUAAUGCAUCAAAACUAACUGUAUUUAAAAUGACGUGAUUCAGUUUUCACCCACAUUUUCUUAAUUUUGAAGCCACUAAUUCUCUCCUGGUGCCAUCCAGUGGUGAUAUUUGGAAAAUGCUUUUAUUUUUAAUUUACCCUUUUACCCUUGAAAUGUAAACCUUAUUCAUGUUCACUUUUUUUGUUAAAAAAAAAAAAGUUUAUGAUGUAUUUUCCACUUUAAUAGUCAUGCUAUACCCACUGUUGUUUUUCAGUAAUCUGGCUUGAUCAAGGUUAAGCUACCAUCAAGAAAAACGUAUCACUUGCUGGCAAAUUUUUCACAUUAAAAGUCUUCCAGCUUUCCCUUUUUGGUAAUCUUGUAAGAAAAAAAAUAACGUGAAUGAAUACAGUGAGUUAGGACAGGAUUCAUGAUAAUAAGAGAAACUAGUGCUGUGGUAAUUUAAAUUAUAAUGCUGACUUCACCAUUAUUUUAAUCCUGGCUUUAUUUGGAUGACCAUUAUUUACCACUAUUAUAGGAGCUUUAACAGUUAACACACCUACACAAACACUGAGAUGAUUUAUCUGAGUGCAUCACAAAGUCUGCCCCAAUUUUCACCAGUGUGAUUUCUUCCAACACAAACUUCCUAAUUUGAAAGCUUCUUUAAUCACAGAAAAUAUCACACAAAUAGUGGCUUUAAAAGUGAGAAAACUAGAUGAUUACAAAAACGGGUUUCAGCGGGCGCUCACUGCAGGGUGCUUGUCGCCGUUUCAGUGAUCCCAUACGAUUAAUUCCCCUACAAUCAUUCUCAGUUGUUCACUUUUUCUUGAUCUAUUUUUUAAUUCAACAAUAGUCUUAACUUGUCAUAAUGUGUCAUUUUCAACACGUGUCUAAUCUGAAAAAAAAAAAACUAUGCAUAGUCUAAAGCGAGACAUACUAGUGCUGAAAAUGACAUUUACCUGUUUUGUUUUGUGUACAUAAUCUUUGUUUUUCACGUACAUCAUAUUAAACACUGCUUUGACUUAACAGCACUUGCUUGGAAGGGAUUUAUAUCAAUAAUAAAUGCUAUCAAAUACAUCAAAUAAAUGCAUAUGUGGCCCUUCAAAGCCAAAGAGCAGCGAUCUUGUGUUGAAACAGAGGAGGCAAAUGUGACCUUUGACCUUCAAAAAAACACAAAUGUAGACUUUUGCCUUGUUGUGUUCACAUCAACAAAAGUAUUUUACACAUAUGUAAUUGUGCUGUUCUGCGUUUUCUGUCUUUUAAUGUUUUUUUUAUUUGUGUUUCGCAGCUGUUGCCCUCUGUCUCGGUCUGUGUUUUAUUUUGUAAGAAUCAAAACGUUUGUGUGGAUUUGAGAGCUAUGCCUCAGUGGUGGGCGUUGUCCUCAGAAAGGCGGUUUAUUUUCUCCGUCUUCUUAAUUUAUCAUGUGCCUUAAAACUUCACACGACCCGGUGAUAUUUACAUGUGUAAAAAGAACCAACAAAAUGCUUCAACAGUUUAUCAUGUUUCAGAAUGUCUCCUAUAUGUCUUUUAAAAGAAAUAAAGAGCUUUAGCUGGUGAUAGCAGCAUGAAGCCGUACUGCA
Plectropomus leopardus (leopard coralgrouper) is the source of this 5801-nucleotide messenger RNA. RefSeq names its product extended synaptotagmin-like protein 2a (gene esyt2a). The record is from RefSeq and is a predicted model, not a curated record. Gene Ontology annotation, molecular function: phosphatidylinositol binding; phosphatidylcholine binding; phosphatidylethanolamine binding. Gene Ontology annotation, cellular component: endoplasmic reticulum membrane. Lineage: Eukaryota; Metazoa; Chordata; Actinopteri; Perciformes; Serranidae. Gene Ontology annotation, biological process: lipid transport.